Varanus komodoensis (Komodo dragon) is the source of this 1945-nucleotide messenger RNA. RefSeq names its product allantoicase (gene ALLC). The record is from RefSeq and is a predicted model, not a curated record. Bases 77 to 1264 code for a protein of 395 amino acids. The transcript is spliced from 12 exons. Gene Ontology annotation, biological process: allantoin catabolic process. Gene Ontology annotation, molecular function: allantoicase activity. NCBI's taxonomy places the organism in Eukaryota, Metazoa, Chordata, Lepidosauria, Squamata, Varanidae.
CUUUACUCUUCAAUUCCUCAGGGCGGCUGUGAAACAAAACUACUAAAAGAAAGAAAAGGAAUACUUUUGAGCAUAGAUGUCGGCUCAUCUCAGAGAAGGAGAACCUAAUGUUUUACCCGACUUUCUGCAUAUGAAUGACUUAGCGUGCGAAACCACUGGAGGAAAGAUCUUAUUUGCCACAGAUGACUUCUUUGCUCCUGCAGAAAAUCUGUUAAAGAAGCAGAGGCCAGUAUUUCAUGCAGACCUAUUUACUGAGUAUGGGAAGUGGAGGGAUGGAUGGGAAACCAGGAGGAAGCGAAUUCCAGGUCAUGACUGGUGCAUCAUUCAGUUGGGUGUACCAGGUAUUAUUUAUGGGUUUGAGGCAGACACAUCUUACCUGGCUGGGAACUGUGCUCCGUGGAUAUCAAUCCAAGCUGCUUUCUUGAAGCCAGAAGAGGUCCCACUACUGCCACCCAGAGGGAUGAGAAUGGGAACUGCAGCUUCAGAUGAAGAGCUCCAGGCUGUCAAGGAGAUGAAAUCAGAUGAAUGGACCUUCUUGCUUCCUAUGUCAGAGGUAAAAUCAGGAAACCUUGACACUGCCCGCAACUAUUUUUCUGUGACUUCCAAGCAAAGGUGGACUCACUUAAGACUCAACUUACAUCCAGAUGGUGGGAUUGCACGUUUAAAAGUAUAUGGCACGAUGCUGAGAGACUGGUCACUUUCCGGCCAGAAUCACUUGAGUGAUUUGGUGGCAAUGGUGAAUGGAGGUGUCUGCAUUGGGCAUAGUGGUGCACAAUUAGGUCAUCCCCAAAAUGUUUUAGGAAUUGGAAAAGCAAAAUCUAUGAAAGAUGGAUGGGAAACAGGAAGAAAUUUGGAAAGACCACCAGUUUUAAAAGUGGAUGACAAGGGAAUCCUCCUUAUACCAGGAAGUGAAUGGGCAGUCUACCGACUAGGUCACUCUGGAGUAAUAACACACAUUGAAACAGACACCACUCACUUUAAAGGGAACUGUCCGGAUACAUUUAAACUGGAGGCCUGUAUUUUGAACAUUCAAGAAGAAAAAGAAUGCAUAUCCCAAAAAUGGAUGGGGAAACAAGGCCCAAAAUGGAGUAUUUUGCUGCCUUCCACAAAGCUUAAACCCCACAAGAGGCAUUUUUUUAACAGUACUGCCAUACAGACACUGGAUGUGUUUACUCAUGUGAGGCUUACAAUUGCUCCUGAUGGAGGUAUAAGUAGGAUGCGACUGUGGGGUUUUCCAAGAGCUCUGCCAGACACGCACAUGUAACAUCUUCACAGGAAAGGGUUUUCAAAAUUACACUUAAUGUUAAGCUAAACUGAAUAUUUCCAUGUAUUUGUUGUUGUUAGUCGCAAAGUCAUGUCCGACCCAUCGCGACCCCAUGGACAACAUUCCAUGUAUACAUCCACUUAAUUAUACUAUUUUCUACAUCACUGAUUCAAACAUAAUUUUUUACAGAUGUACAAGAAUAGCAUCAUUUCUCUAGUCGAAUGAAUAAAAAUAUAUUUGCUAAUGGCUUAUCUGAUUUAGGAAAUUAUAUUUUUAAGUAAUGAUAAGAGGCAACACAUGCCUCAAACACAUAAAGGAAUGGUUUUUUCCCCCUAAGCAGAUCAUCUGUCAUAAUGCAGUGAUAUAGUUUAAAAUGUUUGUAUUAUUUGUAACAAAGCCUAUGUGAAUUGUUGCAUUAUAUGUGAUAAAAUUUAAAAUGAUAUGAUUUAUAUGGACUUACAACCUGAUUUUAUCAUUUCUACUGGGUUUGAUAGAACUUAUUCUCUGGAAGCAUGCUUUAUAGAUUCCAGAGACAUUAACCUUAUCAAAACUGACAGCAAAAUAUAUUGGUCAUCUGCGUAGUAUUAUACUUCAAUAUAUUUGGAGUUUGUGUAUAGAGAACCAUUUUAUUAUUUUGUUUAGUUUUGAAGCCGUAUCUAUUAUUUUCAAAUUUUUCAUAUA